AUGGUAAAGCACGGCAGUGACCACGGCCGAGCUUCGAAGUAUCCACAGGUCGACUGCGUCCGUGACAAUGUCCGCGAAGGACAAGGCUCUAUUGGAACGGUUGUGGUUCUGGUGACCAGAGAUACCUUCGCUGCUGUCUGCUGGGGCAUCACGAGCAGGAUUGAACUCACGCAAUGCGACACUGAAGUCGUGAACAAGUAUGACUUUACAUACGACUGCGAACGACAAGAUGAAGCGAUGCAAGAGCUGAUGGCGAAUACGGUGGAAUACCAGAUACAUAUGUGCCAAUACUCGCUCCUUUUGGGAGAGAUCAUCCCGCAUCGUGUGAUACUGAGUCGAACCUCACCGGACGCCUUCCUGGAGCGAGUGAGGCUUGAACGAAAGCUGGAGCACUUACGAUCAUGGCUCAAUCUUUUGUCUUCUGACAAAGACAUCUCGCCUUGUUUCACCAUUUGCAGGCUUGAAUCUGCACUAUCCCUAUUCCAUGAAUACCUACGUAUCUUGCUAUACCUGCGCAAAUCGACCAUCCGGAAUACGUCUAACCAUACUACGGAGCCACAGAUGUUAUCUGUCGAUGACUCACUUCGAGACCGUGGAAGCUAUUCCCACUCUGUGCUUGUCAGCGCCUCUCAUAGCACCACCACAAUGGCCACCUCGCUGACCACUCAGGAACUUAUCUUUAAUCUACCACACGAAUACUUGGUAGGGAUCUUCUCCGCCGAGGUAGCUCUGAUCGGUCAGCUCAUACCCUCUGAUCACGCAGCCUCCUCAAUUGCCGCGAGAGAUCAGAUAUGGGUGUCUGAGAUGGUCAUGCACACUGUCAAAAUCUUUUUGGGAAUCGUCCGUCUCGGCUUUAAAGAUGUUCAAAGAGAUCUCAUCAAUCGAUGCAAUCAAUCAGAGAUUAAUUGGGUCCUUGUGGAAAAGCAACUGCGCUCGUGGGAUCAGUUGUUUCAGAGAGGAACGGCUCCAAGUAGAAGAAAAACAAAAAUCUGGGAGUUGCCCGGGUGGUUGUUGUUCGAGGGGUUUGUCACGUCAAAGAAUGUAUUGAUGGCUCUGCUUGCACAAAUGCCAACAGGACAGCUAUCUGGUAUUACAUACCCGCCCGCGGACAACGAAUAA
Fonsecaea multimorphosa CBS 102226 is the source of this 1119-nucleotide messenger RNA. RefSeq lists its product as uncharacterized. NCBI's taxonomy places the organism in Eukaryota, Fungi, Ascomycota, Eurotiomycetes, Chaetothyriales, Herpotrichiellaceae. Bases 1 to 1119 code for a protein of 372 amino acids. The record is from RefSeq and is a predicted model, not a curated record. The transcript is spliced from 3 exons.